Messenger RNA from Nicotiana attenuata, 2320 nucleotides. RefSeq names its product serine/threonine-protein kinase STY8-like. Gene Ontology annotation, biological process: protein phosphorylation. Bases 408 to 2204 code for a protein of 598 amino acids. The transcript is spliced from 3 exons. NCBI's taxonomy places the organism in Eukaryota, Viridiplantae, Streptophyta, Magnoliopsida, Solanales, Solanaceae. The record is from RefSeq and is a predicted model, not a curated record. Gene Ontology annotation, molecular function: protein kinase activity; ATP binding.
AUCAUAUUCAUUCCCGUGGGUCGUGUCAUGCAACUUCCCGCUUUUAAUCGCUAUAUCACUUCACCGCCCCCCUAUUAAAUUUUCCCACUUCCCCAACAAACUACCCCAGCUUAAUUCUGUCAGAUAAAAAUGGAGUAUAGUAUACUCCCUCAAAUAUCAUACUAUAAUUUACUACUAGUACAUAUUAAUUUUCCCACUCUAAGUAACGAUUUUCUGAUCUUAAUUUAGUCCGUUUUUCUACAAAUUUUAGAUUUUCAAGCUAGUCUCCGUUUCGAGCCACAUUACAUGACAGUGGACUGAGCUAGGAGAGCUUCUGCAUGUUCACAAUAAUUGUUUUUGGAUCGACUCGUAUAUAUUUUCCGAAGCACGUUCUCAAUUGAAACCUAUUAAAUUUGAAUUCUGAAUUGAUGGCCGCAGCUUUAGAGUGCUGGUCAAGUCGAGCUAGCAUUGAAGAGGAAAUGGUAGAACAAGUUCUAAUGAGAAACAAUCACAGAUCGGAGGCGCCGCCGGGAAGCGGUUGCUCAACCGGUACUGGUUCUGCCGGCGGGAUUGGAGGUUUAAAGGAGUCUUCUUCAGCAAUGCAGAAGCGACUACAGAGACUGAGCAGGAACGUGUCGGAGGUAAUUGCGUCGCUUAAGAACUCACUAAACCUCGAAACGGUUCGUGACUCGCCUUCACCCUCGGACCGAGUUGAGACCGGUCGGAAGCACGUUUGGGGCAGUGUUGUACGGGGAUUGACUCAGCUUUAUCCUGGUAGUCAACUUCCAGAGAAGCUUGUCUCCAACAUUCGCAAGCAUUACGACUCUUUCCCACUCAGCUAUGGGCAAGCUGGAUUUGAAAUGAAGGAUGUCUUUCUACAUAUUAGAUUGAUAGAGCAGGCAUCCGCAGAGGAUCACCCAGCCAUUAUGAUACAAGAGGUAUCUGAUGAUGAAGUUCAAGGAUCAAUUUUUAAGUUAACAUUUGCAUGUAACUCUUCUAUUUCGUGGUCUGCAAUGUCCGGGGCGCUCGACAGCGCCUCGAUUUGUUGUAAAAAGAUACAGAUCUUUGAAAAGAAAGGUUUUACGUUGGGGAUUGUGAUGCUUUUGGUUCAAUCUGGGAAAGAAAAAAUGUUUAAAGCUCGUAUCGAGAAUGUUCUUAAAUCAGCCCUUAAGAAGCCAAAAUCUACUGCAAUGAAGAAGCUACCGUUUGGGAUUUGUGGGAGUCAAGAGGAGAACACAAGGAGCAGAGAAUAUGGGGAGAUUGAAGAGGACUCUGGGCAGCCAAAUUACAAAAAUGGGUUCGAUAAUUCGACCCCAAAGGUCCAGUUGCAAAUACCGUUACCUACUUCUUUGUUUACGGUCUCGGUGGAUGAAUGGCAGACUGUGUUAUCUGGCGGAGAAAAGAUUGGAAAGUGGUUAUUGAGCUCUGAUAAUCUUGAGUUCAUCGAUCAGAUUGGACCGAAUACAUUCAAAGGGGUAUACAAGGGAAAAAGAGUUGCGGUUGAGAAGCUCAAGGGGUGUGACAAAGGAAUUGCAUAUGAGUUUGUGCUUCGACAAGAUUUGUUGGAGCUGAUGACGUGCGGUCACAAGAGUAUAUUGCAAUUUUUUGGUGUUUGCAUCAGUGAAAAUCAUGGCUUGUGUGUUCUGACUAAGUUGAUGGAAGCUGGGUCAGCUUAUGACUUAUUGUUGAAGAAAAAGAAACUCCAGACUAAAGAAAUAAUAAGGAUUGCCAUUGAUAUAGCUGAGGGAAUCAAGUUUAUAAAUGAUCAUGGAGCUGCAUAUAGAGAUCUUAAUACACAGAGGAUCUUGUUAGACAAAAAUGGGAAUGCUUGCUUAGGUGAUAUGGGCAUAGUAGCUGCUUGCAGGAGUAUUGACGAAGCCAUGGAGUAUGAGACUGAUGGUUAUAGAUGGCUAGCUCCUGAGAUAAUUGCAGGUGACCCUGAAAGUGUUAGAGAGACUUGGAUGAGUAAUGUAUAUAGUUUCGGAAUGAUUAUAUGGGAAUUGGUUGCUGGUGAGGUAGCAUAUUCUGCUUACUCACCAGUACAGGCUGCUGUUGGAAUUGCUGCUUGUGGGCUUAGACCUGAAAUUCCAAAAGAUUGCCCCCAAGUUUUGAGAUCUCUUAUGAUCAAGUGUUGGGAUAAUUGCCCUUCAAAACGUCUUCAGCUCAGUGAAAUUCUGUCAAUAUUGGUACGUUCCAGCAGUAACAGCUUCAGUAAUACUAGGUAAUAGAAAUUUAAAGGCUGUUUAAUCUAGUAGAUGUUGUAAUCAGUCAUAUAGAUCCUCUAUAGCAAUGCAAAUUAAAUCCUUACUUGAUUAAUGAUAAGUUAUUCUCCUAUCAUCAU